AUGAGUCCAGCGGCCAUCGGCGGUCCCCCCCAUUUGCGAGCUACUUCGAUCAAUGGAUUUGGGUCGAUUAAUAUGACCAACACAACAAAGAGAGAUGGGAUUAAUGGUAUCAGCACUUCGAAGGGUGACAGUCGAGUACUACCGCAUCUGGACGAUUUGGUAAAUGCGAAGCCACUCGUCGAUAGCCAGUCCUCAUUACGAAAGUUACUGGAAGCUGGUGAGGCGGCUGCGAAACAAGCGGAAACAUGGCUCGACUUCAAACGGCCGGAAUUAGCUCUCAAAGAGUACAUCGUAGCUUGUACAAUAGCUGUGGAGUAUAUUCCCCAUAGUCCGGAUUAUCCCGACCUAAGAACCAAACCGGAUUACCCUCGACUAUACGCUGGCUUGCGGAAACGGCUUAAUACACAACACCCCAAAUUCGAGGAAGUUAAGCAGUUGAUCAAAGAGGACAAUGCAAGAAGCGGAAUCAGCCCCUCCAACCCACCCCUAAAUAAUGGCCACCUCAUUCCAGGCAAUAGUAACAAUAAUGGAUUCGAGCCCACCGCAUCUGAUGUAUAUAGCAAUGCGACCGAUGGAAAACUUGACGCUAUAAAUAUCCUAAGGGGAACUGAAAGUCGUUCAAAGCCGGCUAUACAGCCGAAACCACAAGGGCUUCAUGGCAAGUCGAUACAGACGACAAGCAGUAUAUCCUCCAGUCUGCCUAUCUCAUCUGAGAAUGACUUGGCCGCACGAUUCGCCCGUUUAAGGAGUUUAAAUAAUUCAACUCUUAUUCAAGAUCCUAGGAUCCGGACCCAACAUAUUACUAUUCCAGAUGAAAUCAUAGUCGAUCGAAGAUCUGCUAAUGCAGUAGCACCGCCUAAGCAAAAUACGAGCGUUUUGCGGCCUCUCGGUCCAAGGGAGAUGCCAACAAGUCCAGCAAUUCUUCUCAAGUCAGAAAAGCCGACUCUUGAUAUGGAUACUAAAGUUCCAGUGAUGCCAAGGAUGCCGGAUGCGAUCUAUAGUCCAGCACGUAGCGCAGACGUGGUCUUGACCAACAGUCAACCCCCAUUGAUAUCUCGGGGGUCCUCGUACCCCAAUGGGAGAAGAGAGCCCUUAGUUUCAACCCCGAAAAUGAAUCGUAAUCGAAUGGUGGUUGAUGAUGCAAUGGAUCAUUUUUCGACUUCUGAGGUCAAUAACUACACAUUUGAUCAUCAUGGUCAUCCUGAGCCUGAACUCCCGAAUAGCAAACUAUCAAUACCCAAUACGAUAACUGUUACUGCCGAGCAACUCUAUGAUUUUCUCAAAAUGGGCUCUAAUACCUUGAGUCUUCUACUCGUUGAUAUUCGAAGUAGAGAAGAAUUUGACGAAGGGCAUAUCAUGUCUUCGUCAAUUAUCUGCAUUGAACCUAUAUCUCUACGGAAAGACAUGUCCGCAGAGGAUCUCGGAGAGAGAAUCGUGCUAUCUCCUGAGUCGGAACAGAAGUUGUACGACCAGAAGCAUACAUUUGAUUUAAUAGUAUGUUACGAUCAAUCAUCGACGUUGACAAACGUGGAACAAACUCCAGUUGAACUCUUGAACCAUUUGCACUACUUCAGUAAGAUUAUCUACGAUCAUGCUUACGAUCAUCGAUUGAAGCGCCGACCGAUGUUACUUGCUGGUGGUCUAGACGCUUGGGUAGACCUCGUUGGAUCGGGCGCGUUGCAAAGCGCAAUUCCUGACAACAAAUCUCCGGUGAAAAUUAAGAGACAUGAUAACCAGGCUUUGGGUAGAGUCUCUAUAGCACGUGAAGCUCGGAGAGGUCUGGUCACGAAGAGAACAGCCCCUAGAUCACGGACUCUAUCAGCGGCAGAGGAAGAACAAUGGGAUAAGGCGAUAAAACACUAUGCUGAGGAUGAAGAUGCUGCACCCGUCGAAGGAAUAGCUAUGGACGAAUCGUAUUAUGCCAGAACGACCGAGGAAUUUAUGAGAAGAUACCCAGAACUUCCAUCAGUCAAACAAUCUAUGGCUAUGGCUUCGCCAUCCAUGCCGAGGUCAUUGCCUCUCUAUGAUGGAUCAAUGAUUUCAACCCCGCCAACUCGACCGCCACCAGCUUUGCCAAGGCAGAGAUCUAAUGGUGUUUCUGAGAAAACGCUCUAUAAGAGCUAUGCCAUGACAGGAGGAAAUUCCAGCGCUCCUUCUCCCAUAGACCCCGGCCUCUGUGGUUUGAGAAACAUCACAGGCAGUCUCUGUUACAUGAAUGCUGUCCUCCAGGCAAUUAGUGCCUCGCCAGCAAUCAGGAAUACGUUUAUCAGAUUCCAAUAUCCUUGCCAACCUGAAAUUCCGAGAAAGCAGGGCGAAAACAGCCCCCCAAGGCUAUUGAUGACCCGGGCUCUGCGCAGUUUGCUACAACACAUGUGGUGUGGAAAAUAUGAAGAAAUUGUUCCAAGAAUGUUUCAACAAUACGUACAUGCAACUGCUGCUAGCCAAGAAGGUCACAUAGGCGCCAACCCCGAUUAUCAUAGUGAAAAUGAGCACCGACCCGAUACUACUUUUGGGACCUCAACACAACAUGAUGCCAAUGAGUUUGUGCAAUGGCUUCUUGAUAUCCUUUUGGAUGAACAGAACCCCCACCGCGAUAGAAUAGGAUUUGGUAAUUCGGGGUUUUCAGUGGCGGAAGACAGUCAACUUCCAAGAACCCAAAAUUGUCGCCAAGGAUAUGAAAGGGCUCUUGCACUUUCGGAUUCGACCCUUUCAAGACUGAUCAGCAGUCAAUACAUGAACGAAUCAAGGUGCCACAACUGUGGCGACGUAUACGUGUUUUCGGAUUUCUUGUCUCCCUUGAUAUACAUAUCGAUCGACGAGCAAAAGGGGAAAAGACAAAACUUGCAUCAACUGCUUCAGGACUUAUGUCUGACAGAAGAAAAGAAUGAUAUCGAUUGCGAUUCGUGCGGCACUAGAAGAAGUUCUACGAAAAGCAUGAAGAUUCUCUUUUCUAAUCUCCCGGAUUACCUUUUUAUUCCAUUGAAAGUAUCUCAGCUAGCUCGUGGAGGGCCGAAUAUCAAGUCAGAAGUUCAAAUAGAUUUCCCAGAGGUUCUUGAUAUGGGAAAGUACACAUGGUUAUCAGAGAAAGAUGGCUUCUCAGAACGACUUCUUGCAAAGCAGAAACCUCCAUUCUUAUACGAUUGUUAUGCAGUCAUGCAGCAUAGUGGAAACCCUCGUUCUGGACACUACUGGACAUUGGUUCGUAGGGUGGAUGCGAAUAAUCAAUGGACGAACGAAUGGCACGAUUUCAAUGAUGGCUGGAUUACAUCGGGUAAAACGUUUGCUGACACACAAAAUUCCUUUACCGUUAUGAUUCUAUACCGCCGUCAAGGCGCUGCUUGA
This is a messenger RNA of Sclerotinia borealis F-4128, 3342 nucleotides long. NCBI's taxonomy places the organism in Eukaryota, Fungi, Ascomycota, Leotiomycetes, Helotiales, Sclerotiniaceae. The record is from the annotation of a GenBank genome assembly.